AUGUUUUCUCACAGACCUGCGUCAAAGGCAAAUUUGCCACUAAUAAUCUUGAUAGGAACUUUGGGUGGAGUAUCUAUAGGGUUGAGUCUAGGAAUCCAGUCCUAUGGGUUUGAUGUUUUGUCACAAGUAUUCGAAUGGUACCAGGACAAUGAUGAUGAUACUAUUUCCUUCUACAAAACUAUGUUAUCAGUUAUGUACAUAGUGGGAAUAGUAACUUCAUCAUUAUUUUUCUGGUUAAUUAAACUCAAUGUUAGAGACAUGAUCUGUAUUGGCCACGUUAUUGCUUUAACAGGCUCGUUUAUUGCAUCAGUUUCUUUCGAAAUAUUUUCACUUGGCACGGGGAUGUUUUUCAUUGGGCUUGCGUAUCCAUUUUUAAACUACUCUCCCUUUUAUAUCAUAGAAGCGCUCUCGGGUUGCCAAAAGUAUAUUCCUCUUCAUCAUGUUGGUAUUGGUUUUGGAAUUUUAAUAUCAGCUCUAUCAUCUUCUUACUUCGUCGCAUAUGACCACUUCAGUGCAUCGAUGUUGGUUAAGUCGGUGUGGCGUUUGUUGUUCCUGUUGCCAUGUUUCAACAGUAUAUUCGCCAUUGGUUUGAUCGCCAACUUUGCCAAUUCUACUGAUACUGUGAGAGGUACGCCUGAGGAACUGAAGAGUUAUAAAAGCAUGAAAUAUCCUGAGAAGAACAUAUUGGAGUAUGUUAAAUAUUCUGGGAAUAUUAUUAAUUUGGUGUAUAUAUGUUUUUACUCCAUUUUUGCCAAUGCAGGGUUUUUAUUUUUGUCUGUGAUAUUUUCUGACGACUUCAUUUCAUCACUUUCCCCUGACUACUUUUUAUACUAUCACGUACUUUUCGUCUUUUCUAUCUGUGUAUUGUCGGUCGCUUUAUUUUACUUACAAAACAUUCACCAUCACGCUACUCACAUAAUACACGUCAUAUUACAAACCUCGAUUAUCGUCCUUUCAGCAGUUUACAGAGGAUUGUAUUCUAAAGAUAAUGAUAAUGUCUAUUUAAAAUACACGCUGGCUUGCAUUUAUAUUCUCGCCUACAUUUCCGGCGACGGGCCUCUUCUUUAUAAGUUUUUCUUCAGGGUUGAUAUGUUUGCUUACCAGAAGACCUUUCUCAGCAUCUGCAAUGUACUUUCUUGGGGCGGGGCAUCUCUAGUUUACGUUUUGGGAUCCACGCGUUUUAGCGAUUUAGUACAAUGCUUUAUUGGCAUUAUGAUCGGUUUUUCGACAUUUUCUAUCAUAUUUUCAACCCUUCUACACUAUAAUGUUAAUUUCAUUGGUAAAUGUAAAUUGACGAACGGAUCUAAAUCUGCGAAAAUGUAA
This is a messenger RNA of Babesia microti strain RI, 1323 nucleotides long. RefSeq lists its product as hypothetical. Lineage: Eukaryota; Apicomplexa; Aconoidasida; Piroplasmida; Babesiidae. The transcript has a single exon. The record is from RefSeq and is a predicted model, not a curated record. The coding region runs from base 1 to 1323 and encodes 440 amino acids.